Molecule: messenger RNA, 899 nt
Organism: Trematosphaeria pertusa
Lineage: Eukaryota; Fungi; Ascomycota; Dothideomycetes; Pleosporales; Trematosphaeriaceae
Exons: 5
Coding region: 220-759 (179 amino acids)
Source: RefSeq, a predicted model, not a curated record
GCCUUCUAUCACUCGAACUAGAAGGCAUCUACCGAUUCCUAGGUGUGUUGGCGCGCCAAAUGUGUAGUCCGCCCUACCGUGGCGGCCGGGCCUUCGUUGCUUCCUCGAGUCUCUAGACGCGCACUACGGUAUUGGCGCCGUAGGAAAGGGACUGAUCAGGUCGACUAUCAACUUGAUCUGCGGAGCCGACUGUACAGUCGCUUACUCAUUCCGGCCUCAAUGCCGUAUACGAAUAACACACAGAACGUGUACGCACACCGCGGGCAACGGCCCCAGGUAGACCCAGACCCAAAUUCAGGCGGAUGGCCGGAUCCGCCCCCUCAACCUCCUCCCAAGGCCGACCGUUCAGAAGGCGGUCCUGAAUCGUCAACCGACAGAAGACCGCACGAUUCGCCCCACGCGCGACACGCAUCACCCGCGUACUAUUCGAAAGCUCAGCCGUCAUCACAAACGUCUCAGUAUCCGACCGGUAGCAACUACUCCCAAGGACAACCCCGAACGCAUACGUAUCCAACCCAAUACGAUCAGCCAAAAGCAGCACCAUAUCAGCAUCAAUCGGAGGCUGCUGCACAGCACGAUACGACAGAUCCUUAUAUGAGAGGAAGGACGAGCAGUCAGCAGACUGGGGGCCAAUACUCUAGCUACACGAGCGCGGAAACCGCGUGGAGUGAUUGGAUAUGGAGCCACGACCAUAAGAAUCACUAUAAGCACCGUCGCAACGCACAAGGCUUGGACGAGUACCAUUGGCACGGAAGCUAAACUGCAAUGGAAGAGGUACAAGCUGCCUGUGCCGCCUUCGCUAUUUUCGUUGCUCCCAGCGUCACGACCAUGGCUAGUUCCUCGACUGGGUCGUGUGUUCCUUAUCACCAACCGUCCCUCUUUCUAUGUGACCUAUAUAC